GCCAAUGUUCCAUCUCGGUGAAACUGGUUCAUCGGACGCCUAUGGCCACUCCUCUUCACCAAAAUUCGUCGCUGUUUAUCAACCCAUUUCCCAAAUUCGUUCCAGAAGAAGCUUCUUCACACUUCCGCUGAGAAAAUAAAGUGUGUAAACCAUGGGAGAUGCAAUUGAUUUGAGUGGGGAUGGAGGAGUCAUCAAGACCAUUGUGAGGAAGAGCAAGUCAGAUGCUGUGGCUCCAACAGAAGAUUUUCCGGUUGUUGAUGUACACUAUGAAGGUACGCUUGCUGAUACCGGUGAAGUAUUUGACACUACACAUGAAGACAACACUAUAUUCUCCUUUGAAAUUGGAAAGGGUAGUGUUAUCAAGGCUUGGGACAUUGCAGUGAAAACCAUGAAGGUCGGAGAAGUUGCAAAAAUAACGUGCAAGCCAGAUUAUGCAUAUGGUAGCGCGGGAUCUCCGCCUGAUAUCCCCCCAGACGCAACACUUGUUUUUGAAGUUGAGCUAGUUGCGUGUAGACCAAGGAAGGGCUCCACUACUGGAAGUGUUUCAGAGGAGAGGGCUAGGCUUGAGGAGCUGAAGAAGCAGAGAGAACUUGCUGCUGCUGUGAAAGAGGAGGAGAAGAAGAAAAGAGAAGAACAAAAAGCGGCAGCUGCAGCUCGUGUGCAAGCCAAGCUUGAUGCCAAGAAAGGUCAAGGAAAGGGUAAAGGGAAAGCAAAGUAAGGACUUCAAAGUUCAAACAUCUGCAUAAAUAUGUAUGAAGAUAUUCAAACAGAUGUGUCCAAAAUUCUGAGUCCUUUUCCUAAAUAAUUGUUGGCAUGAAGUGCUAGACUUCCAUAUUAUGCAAUAUAAGAUGUUUGGUAGAUUGCUAUGGAAUGAGUAGGCAAUAAUGUUUUUUCAUUGCAGUUAUAUUUUAAUUUGGGUUCUUUUG
Molecule: messenger RNA, 926 nt
Organism: Cicer arietinum (chickpea)
Lineage: Eukaryota; Viridiplantae; Streptophyta; Magnoliopsida; Fabales; Fabaceae
Product: peptidyl-prolyl cis-trans isomerase FKBP20-1
Biological process (GO): protein peptidyl-prolyl isomerization
Cellular component (GO): cytoplasm
Molecular function (GO): peptidyl-prolyl cis-trans isomerase activity
Source: RefSeq, a predicted model, not a curated record